Molecule: messenger RNA, 1062 nt
Organism: Chara braunii
Lineage: Eukaryota; Viridiplantae; Streptophyta; Charophyceae; Charales; Characeae
Source: the annotation of a GenBank genome assembly
CCGAAGAGGAGAACAUUUGGGAGAGGGCAUUGGCGCGCAGCGUAGGAGUGUGAGCAAUUGUCGGAGUGUUUUGUCGUUUUGCUCCUGAUUGUGGGACGAGGAAGAGGAGAGAGAAGUUAUACAGAGAGGCGAAGGAGGAGGAGGAGAGAGAGAUCGAGCUGGUGAAGUCGGUGGCUAUCAUAAUGCCGUGCUACUCGCAUUCGAUGGCGGCUAUGGCCGUCUGGCUGGCGAUGGCGGUUCUUCUUCUGAACGCUGUCGCGCAUAUCGAUGCCCAGGACGCCCCGCUCGACGUGAGCAUUCGAGGUGUCUCGUUCAAAGGCACCGGAUGCGACGGAACUAACACUGUGUACGAUGUGUCCGUUGAUAAGAAGGCGGUCACUUUCAUAUUCAGGAAUUUCACGGCGAUCUUAGGAGUCCGCCACAAGAGCGACUGUGAAAUACAACUGCAGCUGGAGUCGACGGACGGCUGGCAAUUGGAGAAAGCAGAGACCAUCGGUCGGGGAUUCGCGGAUCUUGGCGCGGGUGUCGUGGGCCGCCAUACACUGACCAGCUCCAUUUCUGGACUUACCUUCGACUCGAACGCGAGCAAGAGGAUCACGGAGAUACACGGCCCUUUCACGGAUAACUAUGACGUGAGCGAGAAGUUUUUACGGCUGGGGCCCGAUUAUGCAGUCGUGGGGGGCGGUCUGGACAGUGGAGCGUGUGCCGUGGAGAACGCUGUCAACAUCAAGUCGCUUCUGAAAGUCAAGGGUCCUAAGGGAGCCAAGGGAAUCAUGAACGUCGACUCUCAAGAUACAGCGCUGACGAUCAAGUGCGUCUGGGAGGCAUGUUAAGGGUGAGAGAGAGAGAGAGAGAGAGAGAGAGAGAGAGAGAGAGAGAGAGAGAGAGAGAGAGAGAGAGAUCCGGAUCAUGCCGGGAUUGCGUUGAAGAUUCAUCCGCGAAAGUCGAUACUGAUCAAGGUCGUCAAUGUACAGCACUGAGGAUCAGAUCUCGUGCGAAGGAGAUGGUGAGUGUUUCUUGUCGGGAUUGGGAGUGAGACUGUAACAAACUGUCAGAGAAUUA